Brettanomyces bruxellensis is the source of this 2064-nucleotide messenger RNA. RefSeq lists its product as uncharacterized. The record is from RefSeq and is a predicted model, not a curated record. Bases 1 to 2064 code for a protein of 687 amino acids. Gene Ontology annotation, cellular component: mitochondrion. Lineage: Eukaryota; Fungi; Ascomycota; Pichiomycetes; Pichiales; Pichiaceae. Gene Ontology annotation, molecular function: nucleic acid binding; ATP binding. The transcript has a single exon.
AUGACAUCUUUCCAUUUGGUUCGUUUUAACGCAGCGUUGCUUGGGAAAGGUUUCAGUGAAUUUCGAUAUCUUGGGCUGAGGGUAAAUCCGAUUUCAAGAAGAUGGAACAGCACCGUUAUUGAAGGGGAUCAGAAAGCUCCAAUUGCAUCUGAUUUAAUCGCUCCAACAUUAAAAGUGGAUGAUUCUAAGUUGCAUCCCAAUGUUAAAUCCUCUUUUAAAAAAAUUGGAGAUACUUUUACUGAGGUCCAGAAAGAAUGUUUGAAUAAAUUCUCCGACUCCAACGAUGGUAUCGUUGUUCGUGCCAAGACAGGUACGGGAAAGACUUUUGGUUUUGGUUUACCGAUAAUUGAGAACAUGGUUUCUCAAUUUUCCGAAAAAGAUCUUAAUGGCCGUAGCAAACGUCCUCCGAACAAUACUCUCGUUAACUCAGUUAUCUUUUCCCCAACAAGGGAUUUAGCAACUCAGACCUUUAAUGCACUUAGGAAACUUUGGAAUGGCGCUGUUUCAUUCAACACUUCAACUGAUCUUCUUCUUGUCAUGGGACAAACAGCGAGAAGAGAGAACCUUCGUCCAUUUAAGGCGAGGAGAAACGUUCCGCGGAUCGUCAUUGCAACUCCAGGUAGGUUUGCCGAUUUAUUCGAAAGUGAAGAAUCAUUCCGGAGUGGUUUUAAGCACCUAAAUAAUAUUGUUAUUGAUGAGGCGGAUGAAUUGUUAAACAGUAAUUUCAGGGAAGCGACAAUUGACUUGAUAAAGGCUUUAAAAGAAAACAGACAAGUUCCACCUGAAGACUCAAAGGAUCAGAGAAAUGUCAAGACUAUGAUGUUUUCUGCAACAAUAAAUGAUGAUGUCAUACACUUGGCAAAGCAUGCUGUGGGCCCCGAUUUUCCGUUUAUUGAUAUUGUGGAUAAUGGAUGCGAGGUUAACGAGAAUAUCACCCAAGAGUUAAUCCAUUCAGGAAGUAUAUUUCAGUCUUAUGCAGCAGCCCUUCAGUUUAUCAAUGAUAAUGAUAAGGUCAUUCCAAAUUUCAAGGCCAUUGUCUUUGAUUCUACUGUUGUUGGUGUUGACUUUGCUCAUUCAUUAGCAGGACAUGUUCUGGAAAGAGGGUUACCUAAAUAUGUUCUUCACGGAAAGCUUACACAAGGUAAACGUAACUCGCAGGAAAGAUUAUUUAGAAAUGCUAAAAGAGGUGUUUUGUUUGCUUCGAAUGUUGCAGCCAGGGGAAUGGAUUUCCCAAAUGUCACACAUGUUAUUCAAAUUGGUAUUUCUAAUGAAAUUGAAAGUUACACACAUAGAAUUGGAAGAACUGCCAGAGCAGGUAAGAAGGGAAAAGCUCUUCUCAUUGCUACAGACCCAGAGAUGUGCUAUGUUGAUGCUAUUGAGAAAUUGGGUAACAAUUUCACCUUAAACAGUAAAUAUGAGCCUGAUCCAGAGUUUUUGACCAAGGUGAACGAAGCUGCUGAAGAACUAGAUGCUGGCCAAUUGACAUUCUCAAAACUUUCAUUUUACUCAUCAAUUCCAAAAUCAUUGAAAAACUAUAACAUAGAGAAUUUUGCAAAGGACUGCUCGAAAUUCUUUACGGACCUUUCUGGUGAUGAAGGAAGGCAACCUCAUAUGUCUGCAGAUCGUGCAAGAAGAAUGGGUCUAGACACUCGAAUGAUAUCUAGGUACUUUGAUUUGGGCCGCUCCGGCUUUGGUGGCUUUAGAAAUUCUGGCCGUAACGAAAGAAAUAACUAUGGACGAAAUAGUUACGGCAAAAGCAACUACGGAAGAAAUAAUUACGGAAGAGAUAGUGAUGGAAGAAAUAACUAUGGAAGAAACAAUUAUGGAAGAAACAACUAUGGAAGAAAUAACUACGGAAGAAACAACUAUGGAAGAGACAAUUCUUAUGAUAAGGAUGGUGAAAGAUCCGAGUAUGGAAAAAGGGAUGGUUCUCGCUACGGUUCGAGAUCCGGAAGAUCAGAUGGAUAUAAUAGGGAUCAAAGAUAUAACCGUGAUGGUCAAGAAAAUGGCUAUAGAAACAGAAGUUCGAGAGAUAACGAGAAGGAACAGGAAGACUUCUUUUAG